AUGAGAAUCACGGUCGUUGGAUUUAUUUGUUUCCUGGGAUUUUCAUUGGCUAUUCAAUACACUCCACGCACUCUGCGUAGCCAUCUUAACCUGGAUAUCGAUAUUACCACUUUCCCCGCAUACACCGCCAACCACUUCCACAACCGCGUAGACCACUACAACGAAUCCGACACGCGUGAUUUUCCUCAGCGCUACUGGGUUAACAGCCGCCACUACGACGGUGCCCCCAAUCCUCCUAUUUUCCUCCUCGAGGCAGGUGAGACAGACGGGGUAGCCCGACUCGACGCUCUCGACCGCGGGAUUGUCAAUCAUCUUGCACAAGCCACCAAUGGUAUUGCAAUUGUCCUCGAGCACCGCUACUAUGGUGAUUCUCUCCCCUUCAAAAUUUUCACCCAAGACACUCUGCGCUACCUAACCUACAACCAGUCAUUAGAGGAUAGUGUGAAAUUUGCGCGUGAUUUUCAUACUCUGUACCACCCUCACAGUGCCAGCUUGAACACCGCACAAUUGAACCACUCGCGCUGGAUCGUCUAUGGGGGCAGCUACGCGGGAGCACGAGCCGCACACCUACGCACGCUUCACCCUGACGUAUUUUUUGGUGGGAUAGGCAGCAGUGCUGUUGUGCACGCAGAGGAUGAUUACUGGCGGUAUUUCGACAUGAUACGGCUGCAUCAGGAUGGUGGCUGCGUUAAUGCACUCAGUCAGGCCGUACAACUCAUCGACGCUGUCCUCGAUCUUCCCUUGGCUCUCCCCAAACACGCACUCAAACGUCUCUUCGGUCUAAGCGGGCUGUCCGACGAGGACUUUGUCGAUACCAUCACAUAUCCCCUCGCUUUCGUGCAGGGUGAGAACUGGGAUGAGGAGGUGUCUGCACAUGAGUUCCAGUCGUUCUGCAACGCUACUGCGGGUGAUGGACUGGUGAAACGACUGCUUACUUUCACUCCCAAUUUCACUCUCAUUCCUACUUGCCCACCCUCAGCCUCACUCCCACUUGGCCACGCGGCUUACGCUCUCGUACAGUAUGCGUGCUGGAUAGACAAGCACGUGGCAACGCAGCUGCGAGCGGCCCAAGUGAGAGACAGGGAUGCAACCAACGCCGACGCCAGUGCACCAUCGAGCAUGCGCGCAUGGGGGUAUCAAGUAUGUACGCAAUGGGGGUAUUUCCAAGGAGCGCCUCCUGUGACAGCGCGUGAGGCCUAUGCACACAGACUAGUAUCGAAGCGGCUCACCCUAGAGCAGACGUCGAGCUACUGCCUGCGCGACUACAAUAUUACCCACCGGCCGCAUAUAGAGGAAGUGAACUCGUUGGGUGAUUUUCAAACACACGCCCAUCGCCUCGCAUUUAUCGACGGUAGUGCAGAUCCAUGGAGAGAGGCGACGGCGCAUUCAUCUCGAGCUGCUGAUCGCCUCGAUAGCAUCGGUGAGCCUUCCAUUGUGAUUCCUAAAGGCACACACCACUGGGAUGAGAAUGGCUGGUUGGAUCGCACGCAGGAGCCACCGCUUAUUAGAAAUGUGCAUGACUACGCUGUUUCUUUCGUGUCGAGUUGGUUGGAGGAGCGUGUAUAA
Wallemia ichthyophaga EXF-994 is the source of this 1566-nucleotide messenger RNA. RefSeq names its product putative serine protease EDA2. Gene Ontology annotation, molecular function: serine-type exopeptidase activity; dipeptidyl-peptidase activity. Lineage: Eukaryota; Fungi; Basidiomycota; Wallemiomycetes; Wallemiales; Wallemiaceae. Gene Ontology annotation, biological process: proteolysis. The coding region runs from base 1 to 1566 and encodes 521 amino acids. The transcript has a single exon. The record is from RefSeq and is a predicted model, not a curated record.